AUGUCCGGAACCCGGUGUUGGAUCAUCUUCGCUGCCGGGGACUCGCAGGCGUACGAGAAGGCGCUGGGACGGCAACAAGAGCUCGUGAAGUGGCUCGGGGAGAACGGGGUGAAGUACGGCCUGGCGGGGAAGCUGGAAGACUUGGACGACGCUGGGCGAGAAACGUUGACAGCAGUGUACGAGGGUGACACAAAGGUUUCGCUCCAGCCAUCCGACCUCUCCCCUCCGCCGUCUCUUCUCCUCCCUCGACUAUCUUUCACUCUCUCUUCCGCGCCCGGGCUGAAGAAGACAACCGCCAACUUCCUUGCUCUCCUCACGGACGAGAAGAAGCUCGUCUCGAAGCGACCUCCCAAUCCGCCGUUGCGGUACAAGGGCAACCGCGUUUUCAGGAUCGAAGAGGGCUUCGUUGCGCAGACGGGUGAUGUGACGCGGCAUGACGGCAGUGGUGGGGAGUCCAUAUACGGCGGAUCUUUCAACGACGAAAAGGACGGCCUGAAGACACCCUUCCAGCUCGGCACAAUAGCGAUGGCGAACUCGGGCAAGAACUCCAAUACUUCCCAGUUCUUUGUCACGCUCGCCUCGGACCCCGUCAAGCUGAAGAAGCUCAACGGCAAGUACGUUGCGUUCGGCCAGGCCGACCUCGAGGACGACGAGACGAAGCGAUGCCUCGAGCGCCUCAACCAGCUGGCGGACGGGAAGGGCGGUACAAGCAUGCCUGUAUGGAUUGAGGACUGCAACGUUGCGCAGUAG
Molecule: messenger RNA, 750 nt
Organism: Rhodotorula toruloides NP11
Lineage: Eukaryota; Fungi; Basidiomycota; Microbotryomycetes; Sporidiobolales; Sporidiobolaceae
Product: Peptidyl-prolyl cis-trans isomerase, cyclophilin-type
Exons: 5
Coding region: 1-750 (249 amino acids)
Biological process (GO): protein peptidyl-prolyl isomerization
Molecular function (GO): peptidyl-prolyl cis-trans isomerase activity
Source: RefSeq, a predicted model, not a curated record